AAGUGGAAAAGAGUGUUAUUUGUCAAAAAACCCACACGACGACGGUCAUUUUUUCGCCGUGCUAUUUUAAAAUUAUCUUUUAUCUGUGUUUUGUGUUCCGGGGGACCCCGACUCCAGAAUGUGAAAGUUUCCCGCGUGAAGCCGUGGAGCUCGAGAUCCUGUUUACUGUGGACUAGCUGUGUGUGACGCCAUGUUGUUUUUGUUUCCAUUACAAAAAAAGCUCCACCGUCUCGCCGAGUGCCAGCAAGAGUCAUGAGUACUUGUCAACUCGACUCCUCAACUGGAGAUAACUUUCUAGCACCUCACCAUGGGGAAGGACGCAUUCAUAUGCCUUCACCAGCACCUGCAUUAAACAUGCAGAGAGUUACACAAGGAACGGCAGUCCCUCCUCGACUCCCUCCACCCCCCUCACCAGCAGCCCUCAACAUGUGGCAGACAGAGGAGCCUGGAUCCAGCCUGGCCUACAGGCCAACAUGGCGAGGGGGAAGAAUGGCCGACAACAUUUCCUGCUCUGACAUCUGUGGAGAACAUUCUCUCCCUGAGCAGCAGGAGUGUACCUUCACGGAGGCCACACAAACACCCUACAUUGAAGAGGAGGAGCCAUACCCCCCGCAUAUUAAAGAGGAGAAGGACCCACAGUCGCCUUCAUUUAAAGAAAACAAGGCACCACAGUCCCCCCAAAUUAAAAAGGAAGAGGAACAGCCCCCCCAAUAUAUAGAGGAAGAGAAGCAACAGCAUUCUCACUUCAAAACAGAAGAUGAGAAGCCACAGUCUCCUCAAUUUGUAGCAGAAGAGCAACAUCCCCCUCACUUUAAAACAGAAGAAGAGGAGCCAAAGUCAACCCAAAUUAAAGCGGAUGAGUCACAGUCCACUCACAUUGAGGAAGUUGAAGUGCCAGAGUCCCCCCAAAUUAAGGAGGAAGAUGAGGAUCCACAGCCUCCUCAAUUUGUAGAAGAAGAGCAACAGUCCCCUCACUAUAAAAGAGAAGAGCCACAUACCCCUCAAAUUAAAGUUGAGUCACAAUCCCCUCACAUUGAGGAAGAUGGGGUGCCACAGUCCUCUGCGUUAAAAAGGAAGAGGUGCCACAGCCCCCACACAUUAAAAAAGAAGAGAAUGAGCCACUGCACCAGUAUGGUAAAGAGGAAGAGGAGGAGCCACAAAAGUGAAAGUGAGGAGAAGAGAGAGGCGGAGCCUCCAAGCAACAGCUCAACUCAACACAUAACAGAAGCUGAUGGAGACCACUGUGGAGGAUCACAAGCAGACAAGAUCUUAGCUCCACUAUCAGAUAGUGACGACACAACGUCUCACUCUCCUGACAUUGAUGAUGAAGAUGAUAAGACAUGUCACACUGACAACACACGCUUUAAAUGUUCUCACUGUGACAAAACUUUUAAUUGGCGUAGUAAUCUGAGAGUACACAGGAGAACACACACUGGAGAAAAACCCUUUUUAUGUUCAGUCUGUGGUAAAGGUUUUGCACAAAAUAUUCAUCUGAAAAGACACGUAAGAGUGCACACUAGAGAAAAAUCAUUUUCUUGUUCAGUCUGUGGUAAAGAUUUUGCAAAAAAAGGUGAUCUGAAAAGACACACAAAAAUCCACCCUGGAGAAAACCCCUUUUCCUGCACAGACUGUGGCAAAAGUUUUGUGGGACAAAGUGAUCUGAAAAGACACACAAAUAUCCACACAGGAGAAAACCCCUUUUCCUGCACAGACUGUGGCAAAAGUUUUGCGGGAAAAGGUGAUCUGAAAAGACACAAAAAAAUCCACACAGGAGAAAAACCCUUUUCCUGCACAGACUGUGGUAAAAGUUUUGGGGGAAAAAGUGUUCUGAAAUUACAUACAAGAAUGCACACUGGUGAAAAACCCUUUUCCUGCACGGACUGUGGCAAAAGUUUUGCGGGAAAAGGUGGUCUGAAAACACACACAAAAAUCCACACUGGAGAAAAACCCUUUUCCUGCACAGACUGUGGUAAAAGUUUUGCGGGAAAAAGUGCUCUGAAAUUACACACAAGAAUGCACACUGGUGAAAAACCAUAUUCCUGUUCAGUCUGUGGUAAAGGUUUUGCACAAAAAAGUCAUCUGAAAAGACAUAUAAGAAUGCACACUGGAUAAAAAAAAAACAUUUUCCUGUCCAGUCUGUAGUAAAGGUUUAAUACAAAGUAAGACUCUUAAAGUACACUGGAGACAAACCAUUCGCCGAGAAGGCAUUAUUGAUAAUGCAGAGCAGAAAGCACACUGGUGAAAAUCCUUUUAUCAGCUCAGUCGGCUUUAAAGGUUUUUAUAGACAGUUUAACUUUGAAAAGACACAUGCAAAAACACACACACACACACACAAGAGAAACCAUUUAUUUGCAGUGUUUGUGAUGAAAGAUUCCCUAAUAAGUACCAGUGUAAGACACACAAGUGUGCGGGUGAGAAGAGCAGCAGCAAAUGAAGACGCAGGAUGUUUUGUCAUUGUUCUGUGUGUUACAAGCUUGACAAAUUGCUUUUGACUUUUAUGUUCCAACACGUUUACCCUUGCAUGCUAAGAGCAUUUUUGAACUGUAAGCGAUCUACAGCUUUAAUCUUUGUUUGGUAAAUAACCAGUGUUGGGUUAGUUACUGAAAACAAGUAUCUAGUUACAGUUACUAGUUACUAUAUUUCAAAAGUAACUCAGUUACUAACUCAGUUACUUACACCAAAAAGUAAUGUGUUACUGUGAAAAGUAACUAUUUAGUUACUUCUUUUUUUCUUAAAGCGCCCAUUAAUGCCCUUUUAGCCUUCAUUUCAGUACUGUUAUUGCACUGGAGAAUAAUACAAUGUGUUGAUCAACUUGACAUGCAUUUGCAUCACUGAACUCUGCUAAGCAAUGUGGUCUACAUACAACACACAAAGACAAAUAUAUGUUACAAAGGCCAAUUUGUUUCUGGCCAGAACAAAUUGACAAAACUAUUUUAAAUAGCUGCAACAUAACAUACAUAAGUAACAAACAGCAUAAUAACAACAUAGCUGUAAACCAAGGAAGGCACACACUACAUACACAAAGCCUAACCAGGUGUUUUUUCUCUCAAGAAAUUCUGAAAUAAAAUCAUGUCUGAAGCCCAGAACACUCUACACAUUUCCCCAGUUUUAGUUUAGAGAUAAGGAAAGAUUGGCCUGGCGCACUAGCAUCCCUCUUUAUGUUUGUGAACUUUAUAGUCUAUACAUUUAGAGUGAUGUGAUAAUCAAACACUCUAGAAGUCUAGAAUGAAAGAGCAACAGUAUGUAAGAGAAUUGACCGCAUCAUUCAGUACCUUCAGUGCUGAAUGAUGAGCAGAGGCAGAGUUAAUCCUUAAGUGGUGGCAUUGGAGUCUCUGUCUCUCUUUACUAGCUUCGUCGAAACAUGUUGCUUUUGUAGCUUGUUUCAGCAGAUUUGAAUUGCUGUUUUGGGCAGUAGAUAGGAUCUUUGAUCCAAAGCACAAUUUACAUUUAACUAAAAUGUUAUUUUCUUUGUGCUUGACAAAAGAAAAGUAGUGAAAAUAUCUCCAUGUUAACAAACUCGACUUCUGGCUCCGCCAUGAUCAGAUACGCCCCCCUCCCUCCCCACACUCACACCCACACCCAGACACACACACAGAGCACACGUCUCUCUUCCUCGGCUUGUGACACAAGAAGAAUCAGAACGACGACACUGCAGCCAGCGCUCCAAUAAAACACACUUUAUACUACAUAAAAAAUAACGUAAAAUAACGCAGUAACGCAUCAUGUAGUAACGGUAACUGAGUUACUGAAUAUAAAAAAUAACGUGUUAGAUUACUAGUUACCGCCGAAACUAACGGCGUUACAGUAACGCGUUACUUUGUAACGCGUUAGUCCCAACACUGUAAAUGACAGACCAUGACACUCCAUCACACUUCAACAUCUCUAACAUGUAAAUACUGCCUCUUUCCUAGAUCAGCAUUGUAAAUGUAAAUAUGUUCUAAAUUGUUUUACCCUGGAUAAAUAAAUGUUAAAUAAAUACAUGUAAACUAGGAAGUAAAUGUUUAUAUAAUACAUUACCCAGAAAGGUUAGUGCUCUAGACAGGAACAGGAAGUGGGUUUGAGUUAUGUUGGAGGACAACAUUUGUGCCGUUUGAUCAAUAAAGAGUUGAUAUACUGUUACAUGUGGUUGUUCUUGCUUUGUCUACAAAAGAAACACGCUUGGAUAGGACAGCUGCUUGAGCGUCGCUCUGAGACUAAUUUGAUUGGCCAAAAUGUGGGAGAAGUAGCAAGGCCACAGAAACACGCUUGGAU
This is a messenger RNA of Entelurus aequoreus (snake pipefish), 4251 nucleotides long. RefSeq names its product zinc finger protein 37-like. The coding region runs from base 253 to 2112 and encodes 619 amino acids. NCBI's taxonomy places the organism in Eukaryota, Metazoa, Chordata, Actinopteri, Syngnathiformes, Syngnathidae. The record is from RefSeq and is a predicted model, not a curated record. Gene Ontology annotation, molecular function: DNA-binding transcription factor activity, RNA polymerase II-specific; RNA polymerase II cis-regulatory region sequence-specific DNA binding. Gene Ontology annotation, biological process: regulation of transcription by RNA polymerase II. The transcript has 6 exons. Gene Ontology annotation, cellular component: nucleus.